Messenger RNA from Clupea harengus (Atlantic herring), 942 nucleotides. Its product is annotated as olfactory receptor 10A6-like. Gene Ontology annotation, cellular component: membrane. NCBI's taxonomy places the organism in Eukaryota, Metazoa, Chordata, Actinopteri, Clupeiformes, Clupeidae. The record is from RefSeq and is a predicted model, not a curated record. Gene Ontology annotation, biological process: G protein-coupled receptor signaling pathway; detection of chemical stimulus involved in sensory perception of smell. Gene Ontology annotation, molecular function: odorant binding; olfactory receptor activity; G protein-coupled receptor activity.
AUGAAUGGGUCUUCCAUCACUGUCACUUUCAUCCUCACAGUGUACAAGGACAUGAAUUCAGACAAAAAUGUGUUUUUCAUUGUAGUUUUUCUUAUUUACAUUGCAUCUAUAUUUACCAAUAUAACCCUCAUGCUUUUAAUUUACUUGGACACAUCCUUGCAUAAGCCAAUGUAUAUGUUUCUCUUUAGCUUAAUUGUAAAUGGUCUGAUUGGAAGUACAGCUGUUUGGCCAAAGGUGAUGGUCAUCCUUUUAACAGGUAUGAAUACAACCUCAUAUGCUGGGUGUCUUAUUCAGAUUUUUCUCACCGCAACCUACGGGGCUUGUAAUUUCACAGUGCUGACAGUGAUGGCUUAUGACAGAUUUGUGUCCAUAUUUAAUCCUUUGAAGUAUCACACCAUCAUGACCCCACAGAAAGUAAGACAGCUGUUGUUGGCUGCAAACCUUGUACCUGUAGUUUGUGUACUUGGUCAGGUAUUCCUUACUUCUCAGUUGCCGCUGUGCAAAAACACUCUUCAUAGGAUAUUCUGUGAUAAUUUAUCUCUUUCUAGCCUGUCCUGUGGUGAAAGCAUUCAAAGUCGAAUGACCAACCUGUAUGGAAUAUGUCUCAUCAUUGCUCUUUUAAUCCUCCCCCUGCUUCUUGUUUUGUUGUCAUAUGUUAAAAUUAUAGUGUUCAUUUUAAAGGCCUCUGGAAAUAUUGGAAAGAAAGCAUUUGAAACCUGCUCUCCACACAUAAUUAUUUUUGUCAAUUUUUCAACAGCCUCACUGUUCUGUGUCAUUUAUAAUCGGAUCAGUCCUUAUUUACCUGGCGAGGCUAACAUACUUCAAUCAAUUAACUACCUCCUUGUUCCCCCACUGUUGCAUCCAAUUAUAUAUGGAAUAAAAAAUCAGGACAUUAGAAAGAGCCUCUCAAAAAUUUGGAAAAGAAAAAUCUGGACCAUUUGA